AUGCUCUUUGAUUCCAUCCAGAAAAGAUACAUGCGCCUGGUGGCCGAAGUGAUGCACGAGAAUACUUCAGACGGAAACUCUGAGCAUAACUCUUCGGGUGAUGAAGAUUCCCAACUGCGAUUGAGGCUCAAGAGGAAGCUCCAGAGGAACAGGACGUCGUUCACUAAUGAGCAGAUCGAUAGUUUGGAGAAAGAAUUCGAACGGACCCACUAUCCAGACGUGUUUGCCAGGGAGCGGUUAGCAGAGAAAAUUGGAUUACCUGAGGCACGUAUCCAGGGACGUAUUCCUCGCAUGAAAAUAAGGCAAGAAGUUGAUGCUAUUGAUAAGGUUCCGAAAAUACUUCCUCAGGGAGCUAUGCCCCUUUGA
Molecule: messenger RNA, 366 nt
Organism: Phaedon cochleariae (mustard beetle)
Lineage: Eukaryota; Metazoa; Arthropoda; Insecta; Coleoptera; Chrysomelidae
Source: the annotation of a GenBank genome assembly